Messenger RNA from Rotaria sp. Silwood1, 1074 nucleotides. NCBI's taxonomy places the organism in Eukaryota, Metazoa, Rotifera, Eurotatoria, Philodinida, Philodinidae. The record is from the annotation of a GenBank genome assembly.
AUGCCAUUUUUUUCUAAACGAAAAUCAAACAAAAAAUCUGUGAUAAGUGGUAGUAUUCCAUCAUCAACUUCAUCACAAACAGCAACAGAUGCAAAUACAAGUGCAUCAACACGAACAACUCCCCAAAAAGAAUCUUCUAAACCAUUUUCUUCAAAUGGCCAUCUUCCAACCACUCCUAAGUCUUCUAAUAAUGAUAAACAUCAUAAUGCAACAAAACUUGUAUUUCAUUGUCAAUUAGCUCACGGUAGUCCAACUGGUCUUAUAUCAGGUUUUAGUAAUGUUAAAGAAUUAUAUCAAAAAAUAGCUGAUUGUUUUGAAAUACCAGCAUCAACAAUUCUAUUUUGUACAUUGAAUACACAUAAAAUUGACAUGACUAAAUUAUUAGGGGGACAAAUGGGUUUAGAUGAUUUUAUAUUUGCACAUGUCAAAGGACAAACCAAAGAAAUAGAGGUUGUCAAAUCAGAAGCAGCUCUUGGAUUGACUAUUACUGAUAAUGGAGCAGGUUAUUCUUUUAUAAAACGAAUUAAAGAAGGAAGUGUUAUUGAUCGACUUAAAAAUCUUGUUAAAAUUGGUGAUCAUAUUGAAAAAAUAAAUGAUAAAUCAUUUGUUGGUACACGUCAUUUUGAAGUAGCUAAAGCACUGAAAGACAUUCCUAUUGGUUCAACACUUACAUUACGUCUAGUUGAAGCAAAUGCUUUUGGAUUUCAAAUUGAACCACGUACACGUGGUCAGAAGAAAGGUGAUGUUAAAAGUGGUACAAAAACUCUCCGUUUUAAAGCUGAUGGUAGAGCAACUAUUGAAGAAGUUGAUGAUACAAUGGUUAAAGUCAUAGAUCGUAUUAAUGGUCUUCUAGAAACUUAUAUGGGUAUAAAUGAUUCUGAUCUUGCACAACAAAUUUGGGAUUUAGCACAAAAUAAAAAGAAUCCAAGUGAUUUUGCUGUCGCUAUUGAUGAAUCCGAUAUUGGUACAUUUAAUUUUACAGACGAAUUUAUUUUUGACAUAUGGGCUGCAGUUGAUGAUAUUAAAGCUGGACGUGUGUCAGAACAAGAGGAUAUUGAAAAUGAACGGUUGUAG